GGACUCUUUAAUUUUCAUCAGUGGUAUAUCAUCAAUUGCGCAUGGUCGUGAUGGGACAUCCAGCCGAUCUCGGAACACCAACACAAACAUCAAGAAAUUAACACAAAGUCAAAUGCAUUUUACACGUCAUUUUGCAUUUCACUAGUUCCCAAUGCCAGCUUUCAGAACAGACUGCGCAUAAACCCCCACAGCCUCCCCUCGUUCUCGUUGUUCUCGUCGCGAAAAGCCGCAUAGGCCUCGUCUUCCUCAUAUAUGUCCUCAGAUACCCUAUUAAACGCCGUCUUGCGUGGCCGCAGGUCCGGAUGCUCCGUUGGAUACUUUUCCAACAGCUCUUCAAACCGUUCAAAUAGCGCUUUGCCCUCUUCCACUGUAGUCGGUAGAUACGGACAGUCUUUAACCCUAGAAUAAAAGGUGGCGCCGUACUUUUCCAGCACCAGCGCUUCCUCAUCCAUGCUCCGCGUCCAUGCGAGGGCAGCCUCCAACCCGUAUGGUACGUCGGGCAACAUUGGCUUCGGUAUUUUCGCAUAGUUAUAAAACGUAUCCCAGCGCCAUUGAUGGAUGUUAUUAUAUCUGGCCGCCCAUACGCCUCCUGUGCUCGGAUAGGCAGCAAACACAGUAGGUGGGAAGUCGUCACCAUACAGCACUUUGUUCUCGAUGCUGUAUUGAUGUCGAGCAUAGAAGCCCCAGUCACACCACCAUUGACCCCCAAGCUGCAUCAAUUAACCGCCACCUCGUCCUCAUUAUUGCCUUCUCUCGUUGUAUCAUAGCUCCGAGGGAGUCCAAGGUAGACAAGGCAAACCGCAUCUAGCCUUGCAAUCACGGCGCCACCGACCGAAGGUCGUCAAGACGAGGCGUCGUCUAUGUUGAUGACUGCGAGUCUUAACAGUUAGCUGUCCUUCUAUCCCCACGUGUCUGCCUAUUUACGCCUUGCCUGGUGGUUGCUGGUCUGGAUCAAGGUGCUCUGGAUAUUCCAUUAUAAGCAAUACAAGGUCUGAAUACAGUGAAACCAGAGAUCUGCAAAGUCAAUUCCCCGGUACACGCUGUCGUAUCUGUAGAGGUUAGCGAUGGGUGGGUAGUGUUGUACUUAAACCACCCUUUGUAUUGGUUAGUGUCGUAUGCCUCCCCCAACACCGCCAACCUUAUUGUCCUUCGGCCUCAUCCCGCAAAUCACGUUUCCUGCUACGCUAAACCGAAGCCGUGUAAUAGAACUAUACAACGACUGUCGAAACUAGAGCGCUGACAAGCCCGAAGACAAGGAGCUCGAGACUACGCCGAAGUCGCUAGAAUCGAGAAUACCACCAAUGACGUCACACCGGCUGCUCAAGGUCAACGUGAUUGUUUCGGGAGCGGACGAGAACGACUUCUUAAAUGGGUACAUGUUGGACAAAAGUAAUGCCAAAUGUACAUUUUUACUGUGAGCGUGAUUUGUUCGAUUGUGGUCAAGAUUUACCAGCGCCCCGUUUGGGUUAGUGACUGUUUAUAAGUUAGUAGGUGUUGCGUCAGCUCGGUUCAGCCCUGCUGCGCUUGCAGCCAGCCCAGCCUCAGCAGGCAUUUGUAAUUUCACUCCUCUGUAACGAUUUUUCGAUGCAUUACAAAUUCCACCAAUAUCGUUAGCUUUGACAUUCACGUAUCAAUCAGAGCAAGAGCAGCACAGCAGGCAUCAUGGGCAGCUCCAGCGACAACGAUGAUGCUGAGUCUCACCAGAGCAGCUCGAUCCGCGUGAAGCGACGACCAGUACCUCGCAAGGGCCAUCGAAAGUCUCGCAACGGCUGCCUGACGUGCAAGAAGCGCAAAGUUAAAUGCGACGAGCUAUCACCGCGGUGCGGCAUCUGCACUCGCCUUAGCCUCAAGUGCGUCUUUGCAAGCGACAAGUCGGCGUCUCCCGAGAGCAGCUGCAACGACUUGGGCCCUGCGCGAAGCAUGUCUACGGAUCCCAGCUGGUUCAGCAUAGCCGAUACGCGUUUCCUUCAGCACUUCCUGUUCGCUGCGUACCCGACGUUGCCCCUAGACGGCUGGACCGUGUGGCAAGGCGUCUCGCAAAUGUCCUACGAGGUUAGUAAAAUCGUUCGGUGUUGCUGCUGCAGCAAGAAAUGAUACUAAUCGCAGUUGAACAGUACGAUUUCUUGAUCCAUGCUAUGCUGGCGCUGGGCGCGUCACAUUUGAAUAUGCUGCUAGGAGGGACGUACCUCGAGGCAGCCAUCCAACACAGAGUUACGGCCAUCAAGGGCCUGAACAAGUUUCUGUCGAGCGCGCACUUGAACCUGCACAACGCCGAUGCUGCGUUUGCGGCGACGCUCAUCUUGGCAUUCCAGUCGCACCAGAUGGGGGAGGGCCUGAUAGAGUUUCUGACCAUGGUCCGCGGAUGCCAUCUUGUCGGCGUUCACGCCAUGGCAGACUUUGAUAACUCCCUAUUCCGCACAUUCGAGAGGGAGUAUUACGUCAAGUCCGCCUCACAUCUCAUGAAACCCACCAACGCAUUUGCAAGGUUUGGUCCAGAGAUGGUUCGAGGGUUCUGCGAAAGCGCCAAAAAGAUGGCGCCGCUCUGUACCAGCGUACAGGAUCUCGAAUACCUGGCACUGCUUCAAAGAGUGGCCACGGCGACGGUGGACAACCCUCUUCUCGGCUAUCGAGAGCAUACAAGGUUGCACGACAGGCUUGGUUGGUCCACACCAGAAGAAUUUUCGAGGUUUAUAGAUCCUCACAACUAUCCUGCGCGGCUCCUCAUUCUUCACAUGCUUAUUUUAGACAACGUUAUGGACUCGAGCAUCCGCGAGACUAGCACCGCCACCACGGGCAGCAGCAUUCGCCACACUUUCGUCUACAAGCCCAGAAUUCUUCUGGUGUGGGCUGAAGAGAUUGCAAAUUCAUUGCCUGCCGAGUAUGUUCCGUACAGCGAAUGGCCUGUGCAGUUUGCAAGGCGCAUCAACCGCAAUCAGCAGCAAUUGUUAGACUGGCCAGAAACAGCUAGCGCAAGCGCGCAGGCAAACGUGACCGAAAUUAUGAUAUAAAGAAUCUCAAAUUUAUUAAUAUAAUGAUCAAUUCAUCUAUGACGCGAUACUAUACCCCUUGGUUGCAAUGAUUCUAGGAAUAACAGAAGAUUUACACCUGUUCUUCAGGAGUGCUGAUCGCUUCGGACUUGUCGCCCUUGUUACCCUGACGGGCCUUUCGGCUCUUGGCCUGCUUCACCUUGGCCAGGCUAUUACCAAGGUGCCUCGACGGAUGGUGCCAGCAAAAGAUACCAAUGGCGAUAAGCAUUGGAAUCGUCUCCCAGACCCAGAACAGCCACUCGGUGCGGAACGCAUAGCCGUUCAUGCCUUCGGCGAACUCGCACACGCGAUAGACACAGCGUAUCAUGAUGGCAAUGCUCGACACGUACACUGCGAGGACGACCUUGUGCCAACCCACCGGAGCAUCAUGCAGCGUGUAGAGCUUUGCCAGGUGAUGGAAGCGCACAAAGAUGCACAGGAAGAUGCCGAAGCAGACGAACUGGAACGCUAGCCCGCCGACAAGAACCCAGCGCCCAAUCUCCUCGUUGGGGCCGACCCAGUUGUUUGAGCUGGCGAUACCGGAGCCGCUGCCCUGGAUCAGGAAAGCCAGGACGUCGGUCGUGACGAAGAUGGGCGUGAGCAGGCGGCCGGGGAUGCCGAAGAUGGCGUGGUGUGUGCUCGGAAGGACGAGCGGAAUCAGGCGGCUGAUUAGAAGAUAGUUUCCGGCGGCGACGAAGAUAGGAGCGAGCACAGUGAAGGUGAGCGUCAUAACAAAUGGGGGCUGCAAUGUCGCGUGUUAGUCAAGUUAGAGAACUAAAAGAAGAGGGCGGCGACACACCAAGUCGGUCUGGUGCUUGACGGAGUAGACGCGGCACACGUAGCCGGCGACUUCUACAGCAGCGCCGAUGACCACGACAAUGAAGUACCACGCGCGGUACUUGAUGAGGGUGAGGUACGUGAUGGCGAGGAACAGCAGGCAGUACACGAUGCAGCCAAUCACCGCGAGGGCGAAGGAUGGGCUGUACAUCCAUACGGAAGUGUCUUUGUCGGCCAUUUUGAUAGCACAGGUUCUAGAAACGAGUAAAUUUGAGCGUGUCUGUAUUCUACAAUCUAUUUUAUUUCAUUCUUUUGCUGCCACUAUAUACUCGAUGCUCUGUUCGCCCGUUUACGAAUCGUCGGAUCGGAAACCGACAGCUGGGAAUAGGCACAGCCGGCGUAUUUCGCAUUCCCAUCAACCAGGGCCCCAGCAAUUUAACGCUAUGAUUGGC
Messenger RNA from [Torrubiella] hemipterigena, 4255 nucleotides. Lineage: Eukaryota; Fungi; Ascomycota; Sordariomycetes; Hypocreales; Clavicipitaceae. The record is from the annotation of a GenBank genome assembly.